AUGCCACAACUCAUUUACCAGCCACUUCUGCCCUGUGCCAGCAAACACCUGCAGUACAAAUGGGACAGAAGCUGCUACAACAUGCACAGGGAAAAGGUGAAAUCUGCCAAGGCAACUAUUAACUCAAGCCCACCCGAGACCUAUGGUCACCUUCUUGUCAAAAGGAAGACAAAAAAGCUGGAAGAGGAACGUCUUUCAAAAAUUCAAAGGGAAAAUCAUAUGCUAUUGGAUAAAAUAUCCCAUAUAAUGCGGACCACUGGACGAAUUGACAGUAGAAACGAUUAUGUGAGUAAAAGUCUUAGCACAGACAAAAGGCAGCAAGAACUGCUCCACAACAUCAAGGGGAACCGGUUCCUCUUGCAGCGGUUGUCAGAGUGCGUGCCUCACUACAGUGUACAACUGUGGCACAAGGAGUGGCUAACAACCCUUAAGCUGAUGGAGAGCAUUGGACGCUUCCCACGCUUAUGUGAUGCUCAGGCGAGGCAGUAA
Messenger RNA from Electrophorus electricus (electric eel), 489 nucleotides. NCBI's taxonomy places the organism in Eukaryota, Metazoa, Chordata, Actinopteri, Gymnotiformes, Gymnotidae. The record is from RefSeq and is a predicted model, not a curated record.